AUUAUAUCGACAGGAGACUACCAGUUGAUAUUAGAGUUUCGAUAAGAAACGAAAUGGAAAAAGACAUAUCUGUAUACGACGAAGCUGGAUACAUAUAUAUUUUUCAAAUUGACGGAUUUAAUAAUUUAAUAUGUUAA
Molecule: messenger RNA, 137 nt
Organism: Entrophospora candida
Lineage: Eukaryota; Fungi; Glomeromycota; Glomeromycetes; Entrophosporales; Entrophosporaceae
Source: the annotation of a GenBank genome assembly